Molecule: messenger RNA, 2539 nt
Organism: Beta vulgaris subsp. vulgaris (sugar beet)
Lineage: Eukaryota; Viridiplantae; Streptophyta; Magnoliopsida; Caryophyllales; Amaranthaceae
Product: phragmoplastin DRP1C
Exons: 16
Coding region: 268-2109 (613 amino acids)
Cellular component (GO): microtubule; cytoplasm; membrane
Molecular function (GO): GTPase activity; microtubule binding; GTP binding
Source: RefSeq, a predicted model, not a curated record
UUUUUUUUCAAAUAAUUACUGGUUCCUCCCCCGCGGGGCUUGAACUCACGAGUUGAUCAAGAAAAGGAACCAUCAACUAACUCGUUACUCGUCGUGCUUUCUCUCUCUCAUCCAGUCCCUCCAUCUUCAUGUGCAGAUCUGCAGAAAUCUAAGAACCAACCUUUCUCUCUCCUAACUCCAUUUUGACUGUUAAACCUAUAAUACACCACAUUUCCGAUUCACCAAACUUUUCGAGAUUAUUAGAUCUUCAUCACAAACUCAACAAAAAUGGCGACAAUGGAGAGCUUAAUUGGACUGGUGAACAAAAUCCAAAGAGCAUGUACUGUUCUCGGCGAUCAUGGCGGUGAAGGUCUUUCUCUUUGGGAAGCUCUUCCUUCUGUUGCUGUCGUCGGUGGUCAGAGUUCUGGAAAAUCUUCUGUGUUGGAAAGCGUUGUUGGAAGAGAUUUUCUUCCUCGUGGAUCUGGCAUUGUUACACGGCGGCCGCUAGUGCUACAACUGCACAAGAUCGAUGGCGGAACCGAAUAUGCGGAGUUUCUUCAUGCGCCUAAGAGAAGAUUAACCGAUUUUGCUGCUGUUCGUAAAGAAAUAGCUGAUGAAACUGAUCGUAUAACUGGGAAGACAAAAGCAAUUUCUAAUAUCCCAAUUCACCUGAGUAUCUACUCACCACAUGUCGUGAACUUGACACUUAUAGAUCUUCCUGGCCUGACAAAGGUUGCUGUAGAGGGACAACAAGAAAGUAUUGUCCAAGACAUUGAGAACAUGGUCCGCAGUUAUGUCGAAAAGCCUAACUGCAUCAUCCUUGCUAUAUCACCCGCUAAUCAAGAUAUAGCUACAUCAGAUGCUAUAAAGCUAGCACGAGAAGUUGAUCCUUCCGGUGAAAGGACAUUUGGUGUCUUGACAAAACUUGAUCUGAUGGACCAAGGAACAGAUGCUAAAGAUGUUCUUGAAGGAAGAGCAUACAGGUUGCAACAUCCAUGGGUUGGUAUAGUGAAUCGUUCACAAGCUGAUAUCAACAAAAAUGUCGACAUAAAUUCUGCUCGUAGGAAGGAAAGAGAAUAUUUUGAACAUAGUCCAGAGUAUUCGCAUUUGGCUCACAAAAUGGGUUCUGAAUAUUUGGCAAAACUUUUAUCUCAGCAUUUGGAGGUCGUAAUAAGACAGAAAAUACCAAGCAUCAUUGCCCUUAUCAAUAAGACAAUUGAUGACAUUAAUGCUGAACUGGACCGAAUUGGCCGGCCCAUUGCAGCAGAUGGAGGGGCACAGCUGUACACAAUAUUGGACAUGUGCCGUGCUUUUGAUAAAGUAUUCAAGGAACAUCUUGAUGGAGGGCGACCUGGUGGUGAUCGCAUUUAUGGGGUUUUUGAUCAUCAACUGCCAGCUGCUAUGAAAAAGCUCCCUCUUGAUAGGCAUCUCUCUACAUCAAAUGUCCGGAAAGUGGUAGCAGAAGCUGAUGGUUACCAGCCCCAUUUAAUUGCUCCCGAGCAAGGAAUUAGAAGACUUAUUGAUGGAUCACUUGGAUACUUUAGAGGCCCAGCGGAAGCAACAGUUGAUGCGGUGCACCUAAUCCUGAAAGAACUCGUCAGGAAGUCAAUAGCUGCAACAGUGGAGUUGAAGCGAUUCCCAUCACUUCAAAAUGAUAUAGCUACUGCUUCAAACGAAGCACUGGAAAGAUUUCGUGAUGAAAGCCGGAAAACUGUCUUGCGUCUGGUAGAGAUGGAAUCCACAUAUCUAACAGUGGAUUUUUUCCGGAAACUUCAGCUUGAACCAGAGAAGAAUAGCGGCAACGCCAGCCAAGCAGCUGCAAAUUCUGAUCGCUACACUGAUAAUCAUCUUCGGAGAAUGGGAUCAAAUGUCUCAGCUUAUGUUGGUAUGGUUUGUGACACAUUGAAGAAUUCUAUUCCAAAGGCAGUUGUACAUUGCCAAGUCCGAGAAGCAAAAAGAGCACUUCUCAAUCACUUCUAUGUUCAUAUCGGAAAGCGAGAGAAAGAUCAACUUAGUGCCAUGUUGGAUGAAGAUCCAGCAUUAAUGUCUAGAAGAGAAUCGCUAGCAAAGAGGCUUCAACUCUACAAGUCAGCCAGAGAUGAUAUUGAUGCUGUGGCAUGGAACAAGUAAAGACAUACACACGAUUGAGUCCUUUAAGCUCUCACUGGCCCUCAGUAACAAACUUUGCAGCAGUGAAAGGUGAAAAUUCCCUCUAACAAGCUACAUAUGAAAAUUAUUUAGUUCACACAGGCUCCAAUACAUCCCUGAUAGAGUCACGGGCCUUAAGACAGAACCACUCCGUUGAGCAUUAAUUUUGAGAUAUAGGAUAGAAGUGAUGGAAAAUGUUCGAGUUUGUAAGAUACCCUCUUGCUUGUUAUUACACUACCAUGAUGUGUGGCUCCUUUAGUUGUGCUUGUGAUUCUUUUGUUAGGAACCACAUUGGUUCUUUCAGAUAUCUACUAUCAACCAAAAUCAGGGAGUAUACUUGUAAAUCUUGUGUUUUCACAAAUUGUUAAGUAUAAACAUAGUGAACAAUAAAAACAUUCAUUUAUAUUUAUAA